GCGGCUGCAUUCGGCCCGGCCGGAGCGAGCGGAGCCCGCAGCAGCAGCAGCAGCAGCAGCAGCAGCCCGGGCCGCCCCGCCAUGAGGCCGCUGGCGGGAGGCGAGUGCCUGCUCGUCCUCCUGGCCCUCACGGAGGCCCGCGUCUUUUUGUCUCAGCAGCAUGCCUCAGAAUACCUGGUUAGGAAACGCAGAGCAAAUUCUUUUAUGGAAGAAAGUAAGAAGGGAAAUUUAGAAAGAGAAUGUGUUGAAGAACUAUGCAAUAAAGAAGAAGCCCGCGAAAUCUUUGAAAAUGAUCCUGAAACGGAAUACUUCUACCCCAAAUAUAUACGCUGCCUCACCUACCCCCGACUAGGGAUCGCAAGCAUUUCUGUGAUGUCUCCAGAUUCUUCAAGUGACCUGAGGACUUGUAUCACUGAAAUUUCAAAUCAAUGUACCCCUCUGCCAUGCAAUGAACAUGGAUACACAAAAUGCAUAGAUGGGAAAGCUGCAUACACCUGUGUUUGUAAACCAGGAUGGCAAGGAGAGAGAUGUGAAGAAGAUAUAGAUGAAUGUCAAGAUCGAGAAAAUAUAAACGGAGGGUGUAGCCAAACAUGUAUUAAUUUGCAUGGAAGCUACCGCUGUUUCUGUGAAGAUGGUUAUUACAUGCUUCCAAAUAAGAAGGACUGCAGAGACAGGGAUGAAUGUAUGUUACGGCCAAACAUCUGUGGAACAGCCAAGUGCCAGAACACGCCUGGAAAAUAUGAAUGUGUAUGUGUGGAGGGCUUCAGAUAUAAUUCAACUACAAAGAACUGUGAAGAUGUGGACGAAUGCACUGAAAACAUUUGUGGUCAAAUGUGUGUAAAUUAUGAAGGAAGCUACACCUGCCAUUGUGAUGGUCAUAAAGGGUUCAAGCUCUCUCAAGACAUGAAGACUUGUGAGGCUGUUCCAGUUUGCCUCCCGCUGAACCUUGAGCCGAAUUAUCAGUUGCUUUACCUGGCAGAGCAAACAACAGAAAAUGCUGUUCUGCAUUUAAGGUUUAAAUUGCCAAAUGCCAGCAGAUUUUCAGCAGAAUUUGAUUUCCGGACAUAUGACAACGAGGGUGUUAUACUAUAUGCCGAAUCCUCCAACAACACAGGAUGGUUCUUGCUUGCACUUCGGGAUGGAAGGAUUGAGAUUCAAUUCAAGAAUGAACAUGGAACAAAAGUCACAAGCGGUGGCAAAGCCAUUAAUGAUGGUGUGUGGCAAACAAUCACAGUGGAAGAACUAGAACACAGUAUCUGUGUUAAAAUAGCAAGGGAAGCAGUGAUGAGUAUUAAGAGCCCUGGGAAUCUUUUUAAACAAAUAAAUGGUUCACUGGAAAUCAAAGUGUAUGUUGCAGGGCUACCUCCCAAAGCGGGCAACACCCUCAUUAAGCAGAUUAACCCUCGCAUAGAUGGGUGUGUUCGGGCCUUGAACCUGAUGAGUCAGGGACAUUUAGGCUUAACAGAAGUUAUUAAAAAAACACAAAUCAAACGCUGUUUACCAUCUGUGGGGAGAGGAUCCUACUACCCUGGCACUGGAGUGGCAAAGUUUCAUAUAAACUAUAACAAUGAUACUGACACUGGAGAGUGGGUUAUAAAUGUAGUCCUGAACAUUCGCCCAUCUAAAGGCACUGGGGUUAUGUUUGCCUUGGUUUCUGGUGAAUCAGUGCCUCUUGCUUUGUCGAUCGUGGACUCCAGCUCCUCCAACUCACAGGACAUCAUUGUGACUAUUGGGAAUAUUAUUAUUGCCCAGCUGGAAUCGAAGAGAUUAUGCACCACCAGAAAGACACUGGUAGGAUUCAGUGCAAGCAAACAGCAGAUUGAACUGACGGUUGAUUCACAAACAAAUGUAACAAAUUCAGAGCAAGAGCUGUCUAUCCUCGAUCAAGUAAUGAGAGGAACUGUUGCUGUUUACACCUACUUAGGUGGUCUUCCAGAUCUUCCCCUUGGUAUAACACCACUAACGGUCUUUUAUAAUGGCUGCAUGGAGGCGACGGUUAACAGCAAAGAACUGGAUCUGGAUCAAGCUGCCUAUAAACACAGUGACAUUAGAUCACAUUCAUGUCCACAAGUAAUGGGAGAAGAUCCAUUCUUAAAGUAACUCUCUACCUUUAGAUAUAAUUUCUGUAAUUAGUCUCAUUCAUCUCACAUACCAUUUUAUUCAAGAUGUGCCAGGAUACCAGAUCAUCUGGAAUGUUGUUCUCCCCUUCAUGUACUGCGGAAAGGAAAAAAAAACCCUCUCUUUUCAGAGAUAAAGGGAAAGAAUACAGAUUGCAUUCUUGUUCAAAUGAUCCUGCCCAAGUCCAGUUCCUUAGAUUUUAUAUUUAAAUAAUUCUUUCAGAUGGAGUAGUGAGUCCUACCAGCAUAUUUAAAAUCUAAAUCAAACUAUUUUAAUUUAACUUUUAAAGAAAAUAUAUGAAAAUGUUUUAACAACUUUUAUGAAGUAUGAUUUUAUAAAAAGAAAGGCCCCCAGGUUAGAAGGCUAAUUGCUGUCAGUAUACUUAUGAAUCGUAAUAGCAUUUGGGGUGGUGACAUCAAAAACAAAAGCUUUUAUUUACAUUAAAAAGAAAAGGACAUUAGUAAACCAAUUUAUGACAUUCUUGACCAACAGUUGCCUUUUCCAUCUUGGAGUCCCACUAUCGUAGUUUGAACUUCAGAACUUUUCCCCCCUCCCUGAUUCAUAAUUCCAUUACUUUACUUAAGAGUAAAGUACUCCCAUUCCUAAAACAACAUAAUAUCAUGCCACUGUCAGAAAGAGAAGGGCAGCAGAUGUGUGUGAGUAAAUUGUGUGCAUGAAGGGGCACGUCUACACGAUAUGCUAAAUGCACAGUAGACUAAUUCUACUGCACAUUAGCACGUCACAGCAAAAGCCGUGCUAAUACACAGUAGAAUUAGUCUGCUGCUCAUUGGCAACAAUAAAUGACUGUGCACUGGUGCUACUGUGUAGUAGUGCCAGUUACUGCGCAUUGUGUUAGUACCUGUUAUUACAGGUACUAAACUUAAUGCGCAGUAACAAUGGUGCAUCAAUGCAUGUGUAGAUGUGCCCAAGAGGUAGUCACACUGGUGUCGACAUCAAACUUGAAUUUGUUGAAUAAAGCUGAGGGCCUCCCUAAAAAACAGACUUCCCCGUUUUUGACUAAACUUGCACUCCAGAGUUUCUUAGUCACUCCCAACUAGCUCCUUGGAGAUGUCAAACUUAUUCUCUACUUAGGUUAAUCCCUUAACACCCCCAGUCCUCUUACAUAUGACUUUGAGGCACCUCAGAAGUGCCUGAUUUACAACAAAAGCUCUUUAUUUACAUGAAAGGCUUAAAUCUUGAAGCCAAUUUUGCACUUCAAGCCAUAUCCCUAUUAAACCAAAUUAGUCCACAAAGUUGAUUAGAAGAGGGAAUGAUUCUAGGAGGUACCCAAGUUGGUAUGUCUAGUUUCUUUAAUUCCUGUGAGUAAUCUUUCAAUUUCCAGACUCAUUUUCACAUAGCUGGUAAAGCCUCUCCAUUUAGCUACUGCAGGUUUUGGUUAACCCUAAACUAAUAGGGAGAGAAGAGUCAGAAGCAGGAGUACCCUUCCCCUGCAUCUCAUUAAGCUACAGAAUAGACAACUACCUAUCAGAACACUUGAAUUAGGAUUUGAUGCCCUGGUAUAGAAAUUUACUUACCCAAAGAAGUAUUAUACCAUCUUCAUUCACUUUGAAGAAUGCCUUCCUCCUCAGGAAGUCUCAUUGAAAUUAAUGGUAUGAUAUGAUGUAGUACCUCCCAAGUGCAGAACCUAGUCCUAUAUUUUCAAUUUUUUAAAAUUCACUUCUGACCCAGUUCUUUUUGUAUAACUUUAUGAACACAAUGAAUUAAUGUCUCCUCUGACUUCCUGUGCAACCCAGCCCCAGUUUGAUUUGGCACCAGAUCUCAGAACGCUGCUUCUUGGCAAAAGGAAACCUUGACAAUCACAGAAACCCAGUGUGCAGUGCCUAAGCUCCUGUCAGCUCUUGGGCCACCUCUGUGGAAUGGUGCAUGGAUGCAAAACUGCUUUGAUUACCUCUGCAGUGGCAUACUGAUGCAAAACUGUGUUUAAAUAACUGUGAGGAAAAUUCCCCUCAUUGCAUCUGGGCUCCAAAUCAGAGGUCCAGCUGAAAUCUAUACAAUUCAAAUAUAUGUUUAAAUGCUGUGCAGGACUGUGACUUUGGUCAAUUGGAACCUCAAAACAUGCCUAUACUUACUGUAUUUCUAGUUUUUCAAGAACAGUUCCCAAAAGUAAGACUCUCUUUUGAAUUUGGUGCUUGUUCAGCCACCUUACCUGACCAGAGAAACAAUCAAAAGAUAGAGCCCAGAAGAAAGGUGUCAAUAGUACAUAAGAUAUUUAUGUCUAUAUUACAGUUAGAAGGAAAAAAGAGGGGGGAGGGGAGGAAGAUGGAUUUUUAUUUCAUAAAUUGAAGAGAGAUGAAGUUAAAGAAUAUGGAAAAUAAAGGAACAAUAUUUUUGUUUUGUUUUUCUCUAUGGAUACCUGCAUUCUAGUUUUAAGCAAAACUGUGUGCUGAACUUUUGAAUGUGAAAGUGCCUCCAUAUUUUAAAGAUGAAAUAAAAGAAAAAAAUUCUAAUUUAUUUUCGUGAGUCCUUUUAAUAGUGCAAACCUGGAUCAGAUGACCAAGUGAUAUACUCAGGUGACUAGGAUUAUCUUCAAUAUUAAUAAAACCUAUUAAUUCUAAAGCUCA
Molecule: messenger RNA, 4700 nt
Organism: Gavialis gangeticus (Gharial)
Lineage: Eukaryota; Metazoa; Chordata; Crocodylia; Gavialidae
Gene: PROS1
Product: protein S (alpha)
Exons: 15
Coding region: 82-2100 (672 amino acids)
Cellular component (GO): extracellular region
Molecular function (GO): calcium ion binding
Source: RefSeq, a predicted model, not a curated record